GGCAGCGGAAGAAGGGCCGGGUGAGGAGGUUCGCUUCGGGUUUGGAGUCGUGGGGCCCUCUUGCGGGGCCCGGCUCCGCCCGCCCGCGGUCCGUGCGGGGCUGCCGUUUGCUCUCGGCCGCUCGGCGCCCGCUGCGGGAGUUGCGAAGACGGAGCGCCGCGGGACGGAAGGGGCUUCGCGGGCGGUGGACGCUGAUCCGAGCGGAGCGGGUAGGGCGGCAGGAUCUCGCCCUUCUGAGCGAAGAGUGAAAAUGAUGACAAGAUUUCCUGCGCUGCAUACCCUGUGGAUCCUUCUCUUUUCAUAUCUGACAAUGGAAGUUAUGGCUACAGAACACAUACAGGAAUUUGCAUGCUUUACUGACUAUGCCGAAAAGCUGGUUUGUCACUGGAAGGUGCCUGAACAGUUGAACUGCUCCAAAGACUUCCUGCUCUACUACAGGAAGGAACUUUUUCCUCCCAGAAAUGUGUGUGUCCCUGAGAACGGAGAAGAGAGUUCCAUGUGCACUUGCACAAUAUAUCCUGAUUAUUUCGUAUCAGGUCUCACCUAUAUCCUAGCUCUACAGUUCAAUGGCACCAGUAUGUGGAAUUCCAGUGUUACACCAGCCCAAGUUGUUAAGCCCAGAACUCCCAAAAAUCUUGCCGUUGAGAAAAAUGAAAAUGGUAAUUUCAAUUUGAGCUGGGAGGAGAGCUAUGCUGCUUCAUCCAUGCUUUUUGGACAGCCAGUCAUCUAUGAAGUAAAAUACUGGAGCAAGCAGCAACCAGAAAAGGCUACUGUGACAUCAAUUAACUAUCAGGCAAAAAGCUUUGAAAUCACCACAAGCUCCUUGCAGAGAGGCUACGAUUACGUUGCAAUUAUACGGUGUAACUAUACAGACUAUCCAGCCUACUGGAGUGACUGGAGUGAUGGAGUUGAAUUUCACUAUGAUUACCAAGUGACACCUGAAGACAUUCUGCACAUGGCUGUUCCUAUAUCUUGCAUCCUGAUCAUGGCAGUAGCUGUAAUUUGCUAUUUCUGUUUUACCAAGAUGAAGAAAGAAUGGUGGGAUCAAAUCCCAAACCCAGCAAAGAGCCAUUUGGUUGUAAAAAAUGUCAAGUUUUCAGUCUUGAGCUAUAUUGAUGAAAUGAAGUUCCCUUUCUAUGAUUCAAAGCCGAGUCAUAUGGAAAAGCAAACAAGUUGCAAAAGCUGCCUGGCUCAAAGUUUGUCAAGCCAAAACUUCAAGGAAAAAGAUAACAUCAGAAACGUUGAGAAAUGUUGCAGUUGCUGCAGCAAGCCUGGAGAGUGGUUUCCAAAAGGCAUUAAUGCAGUUUUAACCCCUGAGACCGUUCUUGUUGAAGAGUCUAUAGAAAUCUGUGAACGUUUAACAGACGUUGAGGCUGAGAACCAGGAAAAGACCAGCGACCAGAUCACCGUAUUUGAGCCUUGUGAGUGCAGUGUCAGCACGCUGAGGGAGCACGCUGAACACAAUGAUGCACUAGCUGACAUGUUCAUGGAGCUCUUGGCAGAUGAAAAAAGCAUGCAAGAUGAUAGAGACCCAGACAUCAUUAUGAGUGAAACCUUUCAGAAACUUGAGUCAGAAAAUCCUUCUCAAAAAAAUUCAGAAGAAAGUGCAGUCCAGAGUCAGCGGUCACCUGGUAUUUCUCAUGGAGUCUCUCCUUUUACUGAAGCCUCUCAGGAUGAGUACAAUUGCAGUACAACCAGCAGGAAGUCAGCACAGUCAGAAGAAUCCUUGGAAUCUGGCUAUCGGAGCUCCAGCACAAAUUCUGCUUCUCUGGAUGCAAGAGAUAGUCCCUGUAAGCUUCAACAAAGCCUUUUGCUGUGCAGUUCUGAAAGUCAGCACGAUUCAUCUGUACUUAUUUGGGAAUCUCUAAAUAAACCAGCCUUUGACAGAAUAAGCAGCCCUGCAUACAAGAGCUCUGAUACUCUCAUAUCUCCUUCUGUGGAGCCCUGUGGCUCUGCAUACAAGAGCUUUCAUGCUGUGAUGUCUCCAUCUGUGGAGCCUUGUGGCUCUGUAUACAAGAGCUUGGACACCCUUAUGUCUCCAUCUGUGGAGCCCUGUGGCUCUGCAUACAGGAGCUUUGAUGCCUUAGUAUCUCCAUCUGUGGAGCCCUGUGGCUCUGCAUACAAGAGCUUGGACACCCUUACGUCUCCAUCUGUGGAGCCCUGUAGCUCUGCAUACAAGAGCUUUGAUGCCUUAAUGUCUCAGUCUGUGGCUAACAGUAGCUUGAAUAUGCACUUUGAAAAUAUAUGCUUGUUACCGUCUUUAACCCAGUCUUCAGAGGCACGUGCAAACAAUGGAGUUCCAGCUUUCCCACCGGAGGAGGAAACUUGUAAGCAAGCAGUGUACCAAAAUCUUCAAAAGGAAGGCAGUGUGCUUUCUUGCCCUGCUGGACCUCAGCCAUCUGGCUAUAAACCUUUUGACGCUGCAGUUAAAUGUAGUGCUGCACACUUUGACAGUAGCAGUGAGGUUAUCUCAAAGUCACUGUAUGAACCCUUAGUUCAUCUUUUGUACAACAACCUGGAAGAAACAUCUCCAGAUAACAUAACCCGUGGGCCUGACCAGAAGGUAGAUGGCCAUGAGUGUUUGAUUGUGCAGGACUUUGAUUCUGGCAUUGCCCCAGGUGUAGGCUCUAGUGAGAAAGUCACACACAGUAGUAGUGAUGACAGCCUUUUGAUUGUCAGCUCUCAUGAGCUGUUAAGUGAUACCAAAGAUGAAAACAUCAGCAGAGACAAACAACUGUUGCAUUUCUUGGACCUGAGCUGUCAAGAUUUUAACGGAGAGAGAGCUAUAAAGGAAACAAAACAUAAUGACUCUAACUGUUGUGGUGAAGGAGUGCAAGGGAGCAGCAGUGACAGAGUAAGUACUGACUUCCAGCGUGCCCCACACGACCAUUUGAGGAAGUUUGGAAACGCAGGGGAAAAUAAGGAGGUGGUAAACAGAAGGUGUAGCUGCUCAGCGGCUAACUUACUGGAAGCAUCACUGGACGGCAUUGGGCUAACCUUAAAAACUGCCGAAGAGCCCCUGGAGCUUUUGGUCUCAGACAAGUUGUCAGCUGCUCUUUUUGUGGACAACCCUCAUCUUUCUGAUUCUCACACCACUCCCAGUGACAAUUCUGGACUGGCACCUGCAGUUAAAAAAAGACCAUCAGAACUAUUAAGGGAAAACAACAGGAAGAAUGAGAAAAAAGUUGAACUUUUACAGGCUCUUGCCCAGGAGGACAGCUGUUACAUGAAGGUUGUCUAGUCGUGUUUGCCAGGACAACCAAACGAGCCUUUGGAAAUAAACUGUAAGGCAAAUUGAUACAGUGCUUUGUUAUUCCAGUUCUGCCUACAGUGACAGCUACUACGAUUCAGACGUGGAUUCACUGGGUUGUAAUGCUUAUGCCUGCUGCUGGACUGGCAGCUGGUGUAUGAGGCAGACCCCUGGGUACAGAAGGGGCUAGCAGCUAACAAAUGGAGCUACUGCACUCUCAGGGAGGCAGAGCCAGUGCUAAAGUUUCUCUGGUUGCGAUUGUUCUCUGAAAGUGAGCAGGAGAUGCAUCAAGCUGGAGUUCUUAUUCAGCACGGCUCCUGCGCUUGUUGCUCUGGUUCUGUGUGUUGCUUGGGAAGCACGAGGGGUGAUACAGACAGUGCUGAUGCACCUGGAGCUGAGAUAGGAUCAUAGAGUGGUUUGGGUUGGAAGGGGCCUCUAAGAGGAAGUGACUGAUUUGCACUGAUUGCAUCGCACAUUCAAAUACUUAUUUACAGGGGACGUCCUGUGUACGUGGCACCAGAAUGUGGUAUGUUCCUAUAUUUGCUCAAUCAAGAUCUGCAAUAAAGAUUACCAUCCUUUGGUCUAAAGAAA
Molecule: messenger RNA, 3841 nt
Organism: Gallus gallus (chicken)
Lineage: Eukaryota; Metazoa; Chordata; Aves; Galliformes; Phasianidae
Gene: IL4R
Product: interleukin 4 receptor
Exons: 10
Coding region: 251-3241 (996 amino acids)
Biological process (GO): cytokine-mediated signaling pathway; production of molecular mediator involved in inflammatory response
Cellular component (GO): external side of plasma membrane; membrane
Molecular function (GO): protein binding; cytokine receptor activity
Source: RefSeq, a predicted model, not a curated record